AUCACUGCAGGCAAGUAGCUUCCUGGGUGCUGAAACUAAACUAGAAGAAUGAAAGCGACUUCAGUGCUAGCCGUGCUGCUGUCCUGCGUGACCAUUUGUGCUGCUGCCAAAAAGUGCAGCCUGACCGGUCAGUGGAAGAAUGAUCUGGGCUCUAAUAUGACCAUAUCUGCAAUCUCAGAGAAAGGAGAAUUUUCAGGGGCUUAUCUAACAUCCGUAUCAUCUACUAAUAAAACCAUUUUGACAUCACCUCUAAUCGGAUAUCAGCAAUUAAAUGGUUCACCAACAUUCGGCUUCACCGUCAAGUGGUUAUUUACAAGCUCUAUCACUGUGUUCACAGGUCAGUGUUUCAUCAAUGAAACCGGCCAGCCCACUCUGCAAACCACAUGGCUGCUGAGAUCGGAGAGUGGGAAUAUUAAAGAUACCUGGUCGCAAACAAGGGUUGGUUAUAAUAUUUUUUAUAAAUUGCCAUCUAAACUUAACUGACAGCACACCGUCCUUGAUAUCUGGAAAACUUGAAUUGAAAACUUUGGAAUUUACUACAAUUCAGGAGAUGAAUAGGAUAAAUAACGUUGUACUACUUUAAAAUACCAAUAAACCAUUUGUGCAUCAAA
Messenger RNA from Bufo gargarizans (Asiatic toad), 611 nucleotides. Its product is annotated as avidin-like. The coding region runs from base 49 to 483 and encodes 144 amino acids. The transcript has 4 exons. Gene Ontology annotation, molecular function: biotin binding. The record is from RefSeq and is a predicted model, not a curated record. NCBI's taxonomy places the organism in Eukaryota, Metazoa, Chordata, Amphibia, Anura, Bufonidae.